AUGAGAUCCUUGAAGCACCUCAAACAUCACACCAGGACCAAUGUGGAGGAACAGGAGCAAGAGAUUCCUGUGGUUCACUGUUAUUCUAAAGUGAUGGAGAAGCAGGUGGAUGCGGGCACCCAGACAGACCCGGUGGUGGUUCUUUCUCUGGCCCAAGCAGCCGUGUUAGGCCUGAUUUCACAGAACGAGAUCUUUGGUGCCACCAUUGCCCCAAAUGGCUUCUACAUGGGUGAGAUGCGAGAGUGCCCCCCUCCUCCCCCUGAGGUUGUGGAAUAUGAGUACGCAGAUCAGCUGAUCGGUGCCAACGGGGAUUACCUGCCUGAACCACAUGGACCGGACGGUUCCCAUUCCACCGAUCGGAGAAGACCUGGGCCCCGCGGGAAAAGUCGGAGGUCCAGGAGCGAUAGCGAGGUAGCUGUAAGAGCAGGUGAACCCAGCAACAGAAUACGUCACACGUCCACUCAUGUGAAAGGAGAGAGCUCUGAGCUGUCUGACCCCUGCGUCCACACAAAAUCCCGCAGUAGCCCAGGGGUGACAGCGGAGGCCAUGGAUCUCGUCACCCACAGAGUGCCUCUGAAAGAAGAGCACUGUAACCGAGGCUGCCUUGAAUGUGCCAGAGAAACGACAAACAGAGAACAGACAGAUGCAGACCAUCAGCGAGAGCAGGAUAGCCCCACGGAGCAAGGGAGAGCAACGGUGCAGCGGCAAGACGAAGGACGAAGAAAGGCGGUGGAUGAGGAUGACGUGGAAGAGGAGACGGAGGAGGAACAGCGGGUCAUCCGCCUGAAGACUGCAGAAGAGGAGGUGAGUCCCAUAAUUCGCCGCUACUACGAAUCAAGCGUGGUGGCGUACGAGGCGGCAGAGAUGGGCAUCGCAGCAGACUACGAUGAAGGCGGCCAGGCCAUGAUCUGGGCGGAUCAAGGAGACGGCGAAGGGUCGUUGGGCCGACGCAUGCAGAUCGACCGUCUGGACAUCAACGUCCAGAUCGACGAGUCGUACUGCGUAGACGUCGGCGAGGGGCUGAAACGUUGGAAGUGCAGGAUGUGUGAGAAGUCAUAUACCUCCAAGUACAACCUGGUCACUCAUAUCUUGGGCCACAACGGGAUCAAACCACACGAGUGCCUGCACUGUGGCAAGCUCUUCAAGCAACCCAGUCACUUACAGACACACUUGCUCACACACCAGGGCACCAGACCACACAAGUGCACCGUCUGCAAGAAGGCUUUCACCCAGACCAGCCACCUCAAACGCCACAUGCUCCAACACUCCGACGUCAAACCGUACAGCUGCCGCUUCUGCGGACGGGGCUUCGCCUACCCCAGCGAGCUGCGCACUCACGAGACCAAGCACGAGAGCGGGCACUGCCACGUCUGCACUCAGUGUGGCAUGGAGUUCCCCACUCAUGCCCACCUGAAGAGGCACCAAGUCAGUCAUCAAGGACCGACUACCUUUCAGUGCCCCGAAUGCCACAAAUCAUUCGCCUACCGCAGCCAACUGCAAAACCACCUGAUGAAGCACCAAAAUGUCCGGCCGUUCGUCUGCUCCGAGUGUGGGAUGGAGUUCGUACAGAUCCACCAUCUGAAACAGCAUGCACUCACUCACAAGGUACUGACACAGCAGGCUGCCGAGCACAAGGGAAUGAAGGAAUUUAAGUGUGACGUGUGUGCGCGUGAGUUCACCCUCUCUGCCAACCUGAAGAGACAUAUGCUGAUUCACACCAGUGUCCGGCCCUUUCAGUGCCAUGUCUGCUUCAAGACCUUUGUCCAGAAACAGACUCUCAAGACCCAUAUGAUCGUCCACCUCCCUGUCAAACCCUUCAAAUGCAAGGUGUGUGGUAAGUCCUUCAAUAGAAUGUAUAAUCUCUUGGGACACAUGCACCUUCACGCUGGGAACAAACCAUUCAAGUGCCCGUACUGCUCCAGCAAAUUCAACCUAAAGGGAAACCUCAGCCGGCACAUGAAGGUCAAACACGGGAUUUUGGAUGGUUCCCCAGAUGGGCAAGAUGCCCUCCCUGACAUGGAAGGCCAGGAGGACUACGAGGAGGAGAACUAUGAUUUCAGCGAGAGAGAAAACCUUGCCAGCAACAACGCACAAGACAUCGCUAAACUCGCCGAGAUGGGUUACUACAACUUCGCCAAGAACGCUGCUCGCUACACCUCACCUUAAACGAC
Molecule: messenger RNA, 2171 nt
Organism: Chanos chanos (milkfish)
Lineage: Eukaryota; Metazoa; Chordata; Actinopteri; Gonorynchiformes; Chanidae
Gene: znf710a
Product: zinc finger protein 710a
Exons: 5
Coding region: 1-2166 (721 amino acids)
Biological process (GO): regulation of transcription by RNA polymerase II
Cellular component (GO): nucleus
Molecular function (GO): RNA polymerase II transcription regulatory region sequence-specific DNA binding; DNA-binding transcription factor activity, RNA polymerase II-specific
Source: RefSeq, a predicted model, not a curated record